Messenger RNA from Cuscuta epithymum, 3137 nucleotides. NCBI's taxonomy places the organism in Eukaryota, Viridiplantae, Streptophyta, Magnoliopsida, Solanales, Convolvulaceae. The record is from the annotation of a GenBank genome assembly.
AAUAACCAAACGGAGCUUGAUUAUUAGGCCGGAGUACGGAGUAUGUUCACAACACAUGGAUUGCUGAGUUGUCGUCACCUGCAAACUGAAUCUUCAAGUUGAGCUUGAGACCCGAGUGGCAGUCCGAGGGAGAUGAUGAUAGCAGACGGAAUCGAAGACGAAGAUAAAUGGCUUGCCGAGGGCAUCGCAGGAAUUCAGCAAAACGCCUUCUACCUGCAUCGAGCUAUGGAUUCGGAUAAUCUCAGAGAAGCUCUCAAGUACUCCGCUCAAUUGUUAUCUGAACUGAGGACCUCGCGUCUUCCGCCGCAUAAAUACUACGAGCUCUACAUGCGAGCAUUUGACGAGUUAAGGAAGCUGGAGCUUUUCUUCAAGGAUGAGGAUCGCCAUGGCUGCUCAAUUGUUGACUUAUACGAACUUGUCCAACACGCCGGCAAUGUUUUACCUAGACUGUAUCUCCUAUGCACUGUUGGGUCAGUGUACAUCAAAUCAAAGGAGGCUCCUGCAAAGGAUAUACUGAAAGACCUUGUUGAAAUGUGCCGUGCUGUUCAACAUCCUGUACGUGGACUUUUCCUGAGGAGUUAUCUUGCUCAGAUUAGCAGGGAUGAAUUGCUAGAUAUUGGUUCUGAGUAUGAAGGAGAAGGCGAUACUGUCAUGGAUGCUGUAGAUUUUGUGUUGCAAAACUUUACAGAGAUGAAUAAACUAUGGGUUAGGAUGCAACACCAGGGACCUGUCAGGAUUGAAGAGAAGCUGGAAAAGGAACGGAGCGAGCUUCGAGACCUAGUUGGGAAAAAUUUGCAUGUCCUUAGUCAGAUAGAGGGCGUUGAUCUUGAAAUGUAUAAAGAAACUGUGCUUCCUCGAGUGCUGGAGCAGGUUGUCAACUGUAAAGAAGUGCUUGCACAAUAUUAUUUGAUGGACUGCAUAAUUCAGGUCUUUCCUGAUGAGUACCACUUGCAGACUCUUGAAAUACUAUUGACUGCUUGUCCCCAACUUCAACCUGCUGUGGACAUCAAGACUGUUUUAUCACGCUUGAUGGAUAGAUUGUCAAACUAUGCCACUUCAAGUCCUGAAGUCUUACCUGACUUCCUUCAAGUCGAAGCAUUUUCCAAGUUGAGCAGCGCCAUUUGGAAGGUAGUAGAAGCUCAAGUUGACAUGCCUAUAGUUGGAGCUGUUUCGUUGUAUGUCUCUCUUUUGACUUUUACACUUCGUGUACAUCCCGAUCGGCUUGAUUACGUGGAUCAAGUGCUGGGAGCCUGUGUUAAAAAACUCUCUGGCAAACCAAAGCUUAAUGAUAGUAAAGCGACAAAACAAAUUGUUGCUCUCCUCAGUGCUCCACUAGAGAAGUAUAGUGAUAUUGUCACAGCACUAACACUCUCUAACUAUCCACGAAUCAUGGACCACCUAGAUGCUGGAACAAAUAAAAUCAUGGCAAAAAUUAUCAUUGAAAACAUUAUGAAAAGGGAUACAUGUGUGUCCACCGCUGACAAGGUUGAGGUGUUGUUUGAAUUAAUAAAGGGUCUCAUCAAAGAUUUGGGUGGAAGUUCUUCAAAUGAGCUGGAUGAGGAGGAUUUCAAGGAGGAACAGAAUUCUGUUGCUAGACUACUACACAUGUUGUAUAAUGAUGAUCCUGGAGAGAUGUUAAAGAUAAUAUGCACUCUGAGAAAGCAUAUUUUGGCUGGAGGUCCAAAGCGCCUGCCAUUUACAGUUCCUCCAUUAGUUUUUUCUGCAUUAAAGUUGAUACGAAGAUUACAAGUUCAGGAUGGAGAUAUAGUUGGAGAAGAGGUUCCUGCCACACCCAAGAACAUUUUUCAGUUGUUGAGUCAGACCAUUGAGACUCUCUCAGCAGUUCCAUCUCCUGAAAUGGCAUUGAGGUUGUACUUGCAGUGCGCGGAGGCUGCCAAUGACUGUGAUCUUGAACCGGUUGCCUAUGAAUUUUUCACUCAAGCAUUUGUGUUAUAUGAGGAAGAAGUUGCGGAUUCUAAAGCGCAAGUGACCGCUAUCCACUUAAUUAUUGGAACUCUUCAGAGGAUGAAUGUUUUUGGGGUGGAAAACAGGGACACCUUAACUCACAAAGCCACUGGGUAUUCAGCAAAGCUUCUGAAGAAACCUGAUCAGUGCAGAGCAGUUUAUGCUUGUUCGCAUCUCUUUUGGGUUGACGAGCAAGAUGGAAUCAAAGAUGGUGAAAGGGUUUUGUUAUGUUUAAAGCGGUCUUUGAGAAUUGCGAAUGCUGCUCAGCAGAUGGCAAAUGUUACAAGAGGCAGUAGUGGGCCUGUCACUUUAUUUGUUGAAAUUCUUAACAAGUACCUCUAUUAUUUUGAAAAGGGAAAUCCUCAAAUCACCUCUGCCGCAAUUCAAAGCCUUAUUGAGUUGAUUAAAGCAGAGAUGGAGAAUGACAACAUGACAGCUAAUCCAUCUUGUGACCCUUUCUUUGCCAGCACAUUGCGGUAUAUUCAAUUUCAAAAACAAAAGGGUGGGGUAAUGGGUGAGAAAUAUGAUCCAAUCAAGUUGUCAUAGUCGGAUAGGCGGUUUUAGCAUGGAAAUUUGUGUAAAAACCAUGAUUUUGAUAUUACUAUUUAUCUCUGUAAAAUCCUAUACUUCCUGGAAAGAAAUAAAGAAAUGUUUUAAAAAAAGAAAUUCCCCUCUAAUUUUUAAUUUGGUUUUGGUGAAAAGUGUGUACUGAUUGUCACAAGAAGAUUUCAGGAACAAUACUUCUUUCUCGAGUUUUCAUUCCCAAAUAAAUACAAUAACAGGUAUUGAACUAUUGGUUGAUGUUCUUUGGAUCUCAGGAUGUCAUGUUUUUUCAGCGAUUCCAUUGCCAGGGACUGUAUUGUUCUAUUCCUAAGAACAUAAAAAACUGAUUUGAGCAAUUGAGCCUUUGAGGGCUUUUGAGUUCCAUCACAAAGUUCCUACUCUGUCAGAGAUAAAACUAUGAUGAUCAAACCCAUAGUGUAACACACUAACACAUCAAAAUGUUCCAAGGAAAAGUGAUUCGUAAGAUUUGAAUCCUUACGUGCACCAUCCAUAAUAUUUAUGGGGUGUUUGGCAUUCGUUCUGAAUCUGUUUCUUUUUUACAAGAUUAGACUGUAAAAAUUACUGUAUGAGAGACUGAUCCCCUUUUAAUGUGUUUGGCACUGCUUGUG